AAAAGCCGCUGCUUUUCUCUUAUUUUCUCUCUCUUUUUGUGUCCAAAAAUCCAACCAAAUCCUACGUAACGUAGUUUUGCUCUUAAUUUCAACCCCCCCAAACCCGCCACUUCGUUUUACAUCUGUUUUAGUUUAGAUCUCUUCCAUGUAAAAAUAAAAAAGGCCUCACCUUUUUGACACCAAUACACAGAACCAAAACACACUUGUCAAAACCCAAAAAGGAAAAACCUUCGAACUUUAAAGACUUUUUCUUGGUUUUUUAAGAAUUACCCAUUACUUGUUCGUGAGUUAUCUUCUUCAUCAAGCCGGUUUUAGCCUUUGAAUGUGAAGGGAGACGAGAGGAAUAUAGGGAGAAGGGAUGGCUGGUGGUCAUCAUCAUGUUGUUAAAGUGAAGAGGGAGACUUUAGAGUCAUGCAUGACAUGUCCUCUUUGUAAUAAGCUUUUAAGGGAAGCUACAACUAUUUCCUUGUGCCUCCAUACGUUCUGUAGGAAGUGCAUAUAUGAGAAGCUCUCGGAUGAGGGGAUGGAUUGUUGUCCUGUAUGUGACAUUGAGCUGGGCUGUCUUCCAGUCGACAAACUCAGGCCAGACCACAAUUUGCAGGAUAUAAGGGCCAAAGUUUUCCCUUUUAAAAGAAGAAAGAUUAGGGCUCCUGAGGUUAUGCCUUCAACCUCACCUCCUGCCAAAAGGAAGGAAAGAUCACUAUCAUCAUUGGUGGUCAGUACUCCCAAAGUGCCAAUGCAGACUGGCUUGACUGGGAGGAGAACAAAAGCUACUGCACGAAAAAGAGUUGCUGCUUUUCGAGGAUGUAAUUUCUCUGUUGAGGAAUCCCUUAAGAAAGAAGAUUUUGCAGAAGAUCAUCCCUCAGGCACAAGCUCACCUGAUUCCUCAAACAAAAUUAGUCAAAGUAAAAGGCAGGUAAAGGAGGCUGGAGAAAGAUUCUUUAAGGACUCUUCCAUGGCAGAACCUUCUAGUGAACGCAGGUCAAACGAAGAUACAGAUGAUGUUGAAAUGUUAGAAGGCAAAGCAGAUCUGUGGACCCCCUUAAAUUGUCUUGUUGAAGCUGCUAACAGAAAGUCAUCUAAGCUAAAUUCACAGGGAUUGGCUACUUCCAAGGCUGAGCCACAUAAUGCCCCUGAUUGUCACUUAUACAUACCGGAAACAAAAGCUGACCUGGAAUCUGCCACUGUUCCUGAUGGCAAAUUGUGUAUUCCUAAAGCUAAGAGUAAGGAGCAUGGGCAGAAUACAAAAGUCCAGGAUGAAAAGAAUGGGGCAAGUUUGAUUUCAAGACCUGUGAAGCGUAGAAGGUUACGUGCAGCAGCACAAAAGAGGGCAGCUGCCUCUCAGCAGGCUGCCUCAGCUAGAGUCAUGCUAGACACUUUGGGGGCUAAGUGUAACAGGAAAGAAAGUCCAAUUUGGUUCUCAUUAGUUGCUUCUGAAGAUCAGAAAGGAGAUGCUUCGCUGCCACAGAUUUCUGCAUGCUACUUGAGGAUAAAGGAUGGUAAAAUGCCUGUCUCAUUCAUCCAAAAGUACCUUGUAAAGAAACUUGAUCUUGCAAGUGAAGCUGAGGUGGAGAUCAUGUGCCGGGCUCAGCCUGUUCUACCAACGUUACAACUUCAUAACUUGGUCGAUCUGUGGUUUCGCACAGCAUCAACUGCGAAAAAGGUCCCAGCAUCUGUUGGCUCCUCAGCCAAGGACUUUGUGAUGGUUCUAUCAUAUCGCCGAAAAGUUCAAGCUCCUUGAGGCAUCCAUCUAAUUUUUCCAUGUUGCUUUUUUAUCAUCUGCAACUAAAUAUAUGUUUUCUAAGAUCAUCACAGUUUUAUUGUAUACUAGUUUACCUGUCAUGUAUGCUUGUACCAUGCAUGUAAUACACAUGAAUUUAUUUAAUUUAUUUUAUUUCAUUCUUACCAAA
Theobroma cacao (cacao) is the source of this 1910-nucleotide messenger RNA. RefSeq names its product E3 ubiquitin protein ligase DRIP2-like. Gene Ontology annotation, molecular function: ubiquitin-protein transferase activity. Lineage: Eukaryota; Viridiplantae; Streptophyta; Magnoliopsida; Malvales; Malvaceae. The record is from RefSeq and is a predicted model, not a curated record.